GUGUGACUCAUGUAGCAUGGGAGAGUUCAUGUGGCAAUCUAGUGCAGAUCAGAUCUCAAUUCACAGGAUGGUUUGCUUUAUGAAAGUAUACCCUGGAGAACAUGGGAUAAAAUUGAAGGUCACCCACCUCUCUCUUCAGAUUUGUUCAUUUUUACAUGGAAGUGACUAUUCAGAUUUCCGCUUGAUAGUAUGUGAAUAGACAUAAAUGCUUCUUUAGCACCAGGCGUGAUUUCAGACUACAGAAUAGCUAGAGAGAGCAAAUUGCCAGCACAAAGGUCAGCAGCGUUCAGUUCUUAAUAGACUAUAGUGGGAGACUAAAAUUAGAAGCACUGAUGGAAAUUAUAAGUUCCCUUCAGAUCCCAACUGAACCACAAGCAAUGUGAUCCUUUACUUGGUUUAUACUGUCGCGAAACACGUUUGUUUAUCUGUGCCGAUAGCAGCAAAAGCAUUUUACUGUUUCAGCUGAAAGCAGCAGGAAUAGCAAUCCAGUUACUUUCAAAACCACCUCAGCAAGUGCCAGCAUUGCUGAAGGUUUAGUCACCUGCUUGUUCUUGUCAAAGGCCGGCACGGUAAAGCAGAUGAACUGGAAAGCCUGGUAUUGCACAGCUGAGGGCUGAAGUUUGAGAGACAGGCGAAUCAAUGCUUCCUCGCCCUCCCUUUCCUGUGUGGCUUGUUCAGAUGAUAUUUGCCUUUCCAAGGAUUUCCCCUUACUUAUCAAUGUUUUGAUAUCACUCCUGUGAAAACUGUCCCAGCUCUCUCACUGUUACCAUCUCCAGCUUCAUACCAGAACUGCCGCUGGCCGUAACUGCAGCUGAAACCAGAAGGAAAUGAGUUGGCUCCGUGCUUGCUUCAUAGACAGAGGUUCUCGUACUGAGACUGAAGCUAUGAAAAGGCAAAGCUCUGAUCAGGAGCAUGAAGUUAUUGAAUUACAACAAGUUAAUGGAGAAGAAAGCGAAGUCGAUCACAAGAAGCCUCUAAAUUCUCCAGCAGCUGCGAUGAGCAAGGAGAGAGAUCACUGGAAAUCAUGCAGGAAAGUCAUUUUUUGGAAGUGUAAACUAUGGAUGGUUUUAACUACAAUUUUUGUAGUAUUGUUCCUGGUCAUUCUCAUCAGCCUAGUUCUAUAUUCUAAUGUUUACACAGAUGAGGAUGACUAUUGGGAUGCUGAUGCACUACUACAUAGUGGAAAUUAUCACAAUUUUUCUGGAAAGUUCAAGUUAAUGUGUGGUCUUCCACACCUUUUUGCUGAUGACAUUACUAAGAAGUUAACAGAUGUCUACAGUUCAUCUCCAGCUCUAGGACGCUACUUUAGGUCAGCUCAAGUGGUUCAUUUCAGCAAUGAAAGCUCCACUGUAUUUUACCAGCUAGAGUUCUCUGUACCGCCAUCAGCAGAGGGGUUUAUGGAAAAUUUAAUGGACCCAGAUUUUAUAAGAAACAUUCUACGUCAGAAUAUUUAUGAUGAAGAAGAUACUUUUUAUCCUGGGACAUCUGAAUGUAACACGUUAAAGCUUGACCCAGCUUCUCUCACAUCAACAUAGAAAUAAUGGACCCCUCAUCUUUCUCACCUUCUAGAAGAGAUGGGCUUCUACUGUCUGUUGGUAAUCCCAGGUUAGGGAGCUAUUCGUUAGGUUGAAACACUUCUAAAGAUGGUUUUCUUCAAAUGAAAAUGUGGUGUAUUGCUAACAGUAUUGUACUCCUAGAACAUUGCUACCUCCUUCUUCAUUUUUGUCCUGACUUAUGAGUAACCCAUUUCAGUCUUGUGAAAAUCAUAUACCUUGCUUGAUAAAGUGCUCUACUGACUUGGAAAACUCUAAUUUGUCUUAUGAUGAAAUCUAGAUUCCCUGCUCGAGCUUUAAAAACAGUCCUGUGUGUCUCCUCUCUUUUGCUCUUGGCUUAUGCAAAAUUAUCCAUACAACUUCAUCCUUAAUUUUCAUGUUCACCCAUGCUCAUGUCUUUUACUUUUUUUCCCCCACCAACUUCAUCUGACAUAUCCUUCCUGGUGUUCUUUCCUCUCAAAACAACCUUAAAACUUAAAUAGUCUUUUGUUUCCUUUAAUUGUAUGCAAAACCUUUGCACUUCCUUCUUAAGUAAGCUGGAACUCUCAUCAUCCCCUUGUUCAUUCUAUACUCUUCCUAGAGAAGGUCUCAUCAGCACUGUUUUUCCUCUUCUGUAAUGUGAAAUAAAAAUGAAGAAGGAAGAAACAUCAGGAAGAAACAUGACUUGUUCACUAAUGCAUCUGAAUGCUGCAGAAAUCUUUCAAGGGUCAAAUUAGCUGUGUACUUCAGUAAUUGGCUACUGGUGCUUGUGAAAAGACACCUAUUAGACCCACAUCUCUAAAUUCAAAGGAAAACGGGUCUACACCCUUCUAAUACCCCCUCCCCUGGCAGUGGGGGGAAAAAAAAAGGAAUGAACAAAUGCAAAAUUCUUGCCUUAAUAAGGCAGCAAACAGUUGUUGACAAUAAAGCAUAUGGGACAGACCAAUGCCAAGAAAAAGGUGCUGAAGCAGAUCAUGUAGGCCAGUGUGGCAUGAAAGUUACAGCCAGUAACUGGUUAUAAUAUUAAAACUAAAAAUUAAGCAUUAAUUUUUUGAGGAACAUGAAAGCUUCACUACCAUGUUAGUGAAGCGUAACAACUUCUCACUUAGAAACGUUUGUAGCCUGUAUAAAUGUUAAUGUUGUAUAGGAAAAAUUAUUUUUAGAAACUUUUUGUACUGGGAGAAAUAUGAUGAAUUGUUUUUUUCUAAUGUUUAUUUAAGGAAUCUGAUGACUAUAUUGUACAUUAAAUUAUUUAUUUUUACUCUUAAAGUGAUUGUUUUCAUUCUUCAGCAGCUCCUGUCUUUCAGCAGUUUGAGUUGAAAAAUAACAAUGGGAAUUCUAACUGCUGAGAGUAGUAUAAAUUGCCUGUCUGACAAAGACGUACACUCAAAACCACGUUUGUUGUUGCCUGAAUUUUAAGAGAGCUUUUGAAACAGUGUAGACCAAAUUACAGUAUCACAUGGCUGUCAUUUGUGACUAAUUCUGACCACAUCUUAAUUUGUAAGAUGUAGCAGUGACUAUAAAAACCAUAAUUUCUCUUUUCAUGCCUCAGUUCUCAUUUGAUGAAACACUAUGAUUAUAUAGUUAAUGCUAUAGUUUCUAUACAUUUAUUUUAAACAGAAAACAUUUGACUUUACAGUCCAUCUCCACCCAUGCUUUGAAAUCUAAUUGAAGGAAAUGUCCAAAAAAGACAGUCAUAUCUGUUUUUAUAUCUUUGAGGUAAAUUGAUAAUGCAAAAGAAGAUAGCCAGAUAAAAUAAUUAUGACUUCAUCCAUUAGGGUUAGAGCAGUAUGAGAACAUAUUUUAUCUGUUUAGGUAAUUUGAGAAUGCAUAAUGUUCAUUUUAAUAGGAGCGUGGAUAACAUGGACAUGACUGAGGAAACUAAGCUAUGGUUCAAAAAAGAAAAUAAAGAUUGUUCUGGUAAUUCAGCUUAUGGACUGUACAGCCAGCCCUUUAAAAUCCCAUGGUAAGCAGCUUGUGUAGCAAAGCACGAAUUCUGGGCAGAUUCAGUUGCCUGUCACUGCAGCAGUGCCUACACCAUGCUUGCAACAUCUGUCCUCUGCUGUGUGCAACCACUUGCAUUGUGGGACCCUCUGGCACAGAAACUGCAGGUGGGAUGUGCAAAGGAGCCAUGCUAUAAAGCUAGGGCUGUAGCCAGAGAUCAGAUACAAGGGGAUAUUUAAAAUCAGGAAAACCGCUCAAUGUUUUCUUUCAAAUUGUUUUAAUACAAAAAUACAGAAAAAAAAAUGCUUAAGGAAGAACACGGUCACACAAUCAUUUCAUGAGCUCUGGUGAACAGUCAAAUAACCAGCUUCAGUCCUACGUGCACGUCCAAAAAUUGUUUGCAGCAGGUUGAUGGGCUAUGAGGAGGUUAUGUUCCGGCAUUGUGGAGAGCCAAACUCGAG
Messenger RNA from Cygnus atratus (black swan), 3937 nucleotides. It is a transcript of the gene C1H3orf52, whose product is annotated as chromosome 1 C3orf52 homolog. The transcript is spliced from 6 exons. The coding region runs from base 828 to 1535 and encodes 235 amino acids. Lineage: Eukaryota; Metazoa; Chordata; Aves; Anseriformes; Anatidae. The record is from RefSeq and is a predicted model, not a curated record.